Messenger RNA from Labrus mixtus (cuckoo wrasse), 1343 nucleotides. Its product is annotated as macrophage mannose receptor 1-like. The record is from RefSeq and is a predicted model, not a curated record. Lineage: Eukaryota; Metazoa; Chordata; Actinopteri; Labriformes; Labridae. The coding region runs from base 148 to 1128 and encodes 326 amino acids. The transcript is spliced from 7 exons.
CCACGCAAAUCAUGCAGUCUGGUGUUAUGUGAUAACUGGAUGUUGAUUAUUCUUUUCUUAAAGUUAAGUGCUCAGUAUGUGAAGUCUAAAACAACGCUAAAAAUUAAAAGAUGUGUAACUUCAUUUGUAUUCUUCUGACUCAGAGAAAUGGCGUGGUUACAUUGGACUAUACCCUUAAUUGGGCUUCUCUUCUUGUUUCAGAGGACCACUCAGCUGACAUCUCAGCAAUACCACCUCAUCAAAAGCCACCGGAGCUGGUAUGACGCUCAGAGGUUCUGCAGGGUGAAGUACACCGACCUCGCCACCGUCGGCAACAUGGACGACAACGACGAGCUGCUGACGGCGCUGGGCCAUGACUGGACCUACAGCUGGAUCGGGCUUCAGAAAGGAGGUGCUCGCAGGUGGAUGUGGUCGGAUGGCAGCGGCCCAGCGUCGUUCUACAAGUGGCAUGACGGUGAACCUUCGGGCGAUGAAUGGUGCGUGGAGAUAUCUGAGAAAGGCGGCUGGAACGAUCUAUCCUGCGCAGACACAAAAGGUUGCGUGUGCUAUGAACGUCAAAUCAAUGGUGACAAAAGGUAUGUUUAUCGUUCUGAUGCACGUAGCUGGGCUUACAGUCUGGAGCUGUGCCGAAGUGAGCACACUGACAUGGCCUACAUCAACAGCGAGCAGGAUAUGGCUGAUGUCAUCCAGACAAUCAAAACAUGGUAUGGUAGCAUCAUUCUGGAAAAAAAAGUGUGGAUCGGUCUGUUCAGUGAUGCCUGGAUGUGGGCCGACGGAAGUCAAACCUCCUUCAGGAACUGGCUGGCUUACAAGCCGGAUCGGGAAAACUGCGCUGCAGUUUCAGUUCGUUACAAGGGGCGCUGGGUCGACGCUCAGUGUAACCAGGAGAACACAUUCGUCUGUCAGGGUGGUCUCAAAGUAAAGAAGAUGGUGAUGAGGAUGAUGGUGCGCUCAGAUUUGAACCUGACAGACUCAAAAAUACGGGACGCUCUCCUGAAAGAGUUGGAGGCGCGCCUAAGACUCCGGUCGGUGGACGACUUCAUUUUAAGUUGGAGAAGUGACCGACAUGGACAAGUCUUCCAAUACUAUGAGGAGUUGAAGGAGGAGGUCGCAGAGACGGGAUGCUGACUGUUGAGCAGAGGAACACCUUUUUGAUUCAAAUCAACUGGCAGGAGGAAUUCUUAUGUUAGACCAUUGUAACACUGUAUUUAGCUUCAUUCGAUAAAUGUUUGAAUCUGCAUCAUAAGAAGUCGUAAACGUAUCAUCUUAUAAAAUAUGUUGUGUUGACGUAUAAAACUGUCUCAUGAAGGUCAGUGAAUAAAGAAUAAAGAAGUGGUUUAAGG